CUACUACACACUCGAGUGCAACGCACGGCAACAUCAUGUCUUCACGGAAACGCCCGUUAGCUGAAGUGCAUAACUCUCGCACGCCAGCCCGACAAGCGCCGUUGACCCCACACGCUCUUCGUGCUUUCCAGCAGCGAAGCGGCGCAAAGACACGAUCAUACCGCAAAAGAAGAGCUUUUAGCGAAGAAGUCCGACCAGAUUCGGCAAGAGGCAUACUACGACAGUUGGCCAAGAUCACAGCACCCUUGACAAAGAAAACAAUACCUACGCCAGCCAUUGCACGAGGAAAAGAAAAUAAGGACCCAGCAAGAGAUGGCAGUCCCAGUGUCGAAGCACAAUAUGGCUUGAAGAGACCACGACUAUCACUGGACAUAGAUGACAGCGUGGAUGAUGUUUCGCCACCAUAUCAUGAGGAAGAGGAGGAUAGUGAACUCCCUGUUGCGCCGACACCUUCGAUACUACCAGGCGAAGAUGAUGACCACCAUGAAAGUCGGGGGAGUGAUCCGACGAUCACAUUCGAGUCGAUAGACUUUGCAACCGUGAGGACAGGUCACACCCUAGCAGAUAUUGACCGGCAGAGGUCGCGGCUCUCGUUUUAUUCCACAGAUCAGCAUAAUGCCGACGAAGCAGACGAGGAGCCUACAAUCUUGACAGAAAUUGGGAGAAGGGCAAUCAGCGAAGAGCCGACUGGCCGUUUGUCACGCUACAGCUUUGGGAGCAUUAGAAUGAGCGAUUUCGGGUCAGAACUUGAAAUUCGAAGAGACUCAGGUCUUCGCGAACAGACGAUGGAUGCGAAGGUUCCGCCACAAUAUGACGAGCUACCGGUUGAUUACAAGCCGCUUGAUUUUGGCGGCGAAACGGAAAAUCUGGAGAAGUUUCAGAAGUCCCCGUCGCUGUCGCCAGCUGACGAGAGUACCAUGCAUAUGCCUGCCUUGGACCAGACUUUUCAAUUCGAAAUGGUGGACGAAGAGGUGACUUCAAACUACACCCAUCAGCAGCCUCUAGCGGACACUGGAGUCAGACCAUCAAUCGAAGACGAGCAAGAUCCAACUGGCAAGGCGCCAGAGGAUGCAUCGCUUGGGCCCGAGGAAGCGUCGCGCCGGUUGACGACAACCGACGAAGCCAUAUUACCACCACAGCGUCGUCGGAAAAACGUCAAGAUGACUCGUCAUGGGGAAGUGGUCCCAUCACUUCCGUCAAGUCUGAUCCGGAGAGUGGCAACCGAUGCUCAAGGCCGACUGGGCAAUCGUAAGCCCAAGCUUGGUCGGGAGCACAUGAAGGCCCUCGAGCAAGCAACGGAAUGGUUCUUCGAACAGAUUGGUGAAGACCUCGAAGCGUACUCAGACCAUGCUCGACGAAAGAAGCGCAUCGACCGAAGCGACGUCCUGAUGCUGAUGCAGCGACAAAAAGUGCUGCAGGGUGAUGAUGAGCUCCAGAAAGCCGCUCGAGAAUUGCUCCCGAAAGAAGUCCUUGCAGAGUUUGGGGAGGACGACUCCUGAUCGCUUCGUCUUGGUCAUCACCAAUUAGUGACAUGGCGUACCCGCCGCGACCUAUCGACAGGUUUCUUUUUGAGGAGCAUCCACAUCAUGAGUGUUGUGGCAGCAGAUAACGAGUACCUAAUGAGUUGAUGAGACACGAAACCUCUGGAUACCCACGGAGGUAUACUUACCAUGUGAAUAUGUACUGGAAAUGAUUAUUCCUCAGAUUGACC
Messenger RNA from Exophiala xenobiotica, 1711 nucleotides. RefSeq lists its product as uncharacterized. Gene Ontology annotation, molecular function: chromatin binding; protein heterodimerization activity. The transcript has a single exon. NCBI's taxonomy places the organism in Eukaryota, Fungi, Ascomycota, Eurotiomycetes, Chaetothyriales, Herpotrichiellaceae. Gene Ontology annotation, cellular component: FANCM-MHF complex; Fanconi anaemia nuclear complex. The coding region runs from base 36 to 1499 and encodes 487 amino acids. The record is from RefSeq and is a predicted model, not a curated record. Gene Ontology annotation, biological process: replication fork processing; resolution of meiotic recombination intermediates.